Ictalurus punctatus (channel catfish) is the source of this 3049-nucleotide messenger RNA. It is a transcript of the gene afg2a, whose product is annotated as spermatogenesis associated 5. Gene Ontology annotation, cellular component: cytoplasm. The transcript is spliced from 16 exons. Bases 119 to 2770 code for a protein of 883 amino acids. Gene Ontology annotation, molecular function: ATP binding; ATP hydrolysis activity. NCBI's taxonomy places the organism in Eukaryota, Metazoa, Chordata, Actinopteri, Siluriformes, Ictaluridae. The record is from RefSeq and is a predicted model, not a curated record.
CCGAACUUUAAACCCGGAAGUUUAAUAGGAGAGUUGCGGCUUUUGAGAGUUUGACAGCGCGCAUGCGCGGUGCAGUCCCCACGCUUUCUUUUAACCCAGAGAGCGCGAGUGAAUCAACAUGUCAACAAAGAAAAAUAAAGGGAAAGCAAAAAAAUCCCAGGAAGAGGGAAACUGCAGUUUCGGCAGAGAUGGGUCUGGACUCUCCGGGACGGAUUUGGACUCUUCAGGAUUUCUCGGGUUGUGUGUGACAGACUUUGUAGAGAAAGCAGAGGAGAAGGCUCCGAAACGAUGCAGAUCAAUUUUGGCUCAAAUGAGUCUGAACACUAUGAAAGCUGUGACCGCCUGUAUUGGACGACCUGUCCUCAUCACCAGCCCUACAGGACACCAGGAGGUGUGUGUAGCGUGGCCUGCAGCCCAGUUUCCUGGGAGGAAAGUAGGUCUGAUGCCUGACACACAGUGCAUUCUGGGAGUGAAACCUGGAGAUGCAAUCACAGUGGAGCCCAUCACUGGAGCUGUUCUUCAUGCAGAAGAGCUUCAGCUUAACCUGAGGAAGGAGGACGAGUCUUUGGACACAGAAGAUUUUAGCAGCUUUCUACUGCAGUCGUUAGAUAGUAGGAUUCUCCUUCCUGGCAGUUCCUUCUUCGUGUCCUAUUUUGGCCGUAAGUGUGAGAUCAAUGUGAAGUCUCUGAAGGGCGUAGACGGAGUCACCCUCUCUUCUCCUUCUCCCCCAAUUUCUGCUACGUCGUGCCCUGUUUCCGAGUCGGACGAUGCACCUCUGGAUCUCUCUCUGCACCUGGGUCAGCUGAGCCUCAACCCAUCCUGCAGUACCCCAAACCGAUCUUCCCCCUGCACCCCUCUCGCUCACACCACUCCAUGCACACUGAACGCCACGCCCUCCAGCCCGAGCGCCCACCUCAUGUCUGACAGCGCUCUUGCUCCUAACCCGGAAACGCCCGAUCAGUCCACACCCGAGGGACCAGAAGCACAGUCCCACAGAGACAGAAAAACCCAAACGCCAUCUGCUGGUCGAAACGGGAGCGACACUUUCUACUCCGUCUGCAGCUCCUCGAGAAUCAGCUUCACGCACGCACAUACUCAGGACAGUAAGGAUGAGGGUCAGGAGAGGUCAAAGGUCACUUACAGUAUGAUUGGAGGGUUGAACACUCAGCUGCAGGUGAUCAAAGAGACGAUCGAGCUGCCGCUGAAACACCCCGAGAUCUUCAAGAAUUACGGAAUCCCACCCCCUAGAGGAGUGCUGCUGUAUGGCCCGCCUGGCACAGGGAAGACUAUGAUUGGACGAGCGAUAGCUAGUGAGGUUGGAGCGCACAUGACUGUCAUCAAUGGCCCUGAAAUAAUGAGCAAGUUUUAUGGAGAAUCCGAAGCGCGACUACGUCAGAUAUUUGCUGAGGCUGCACAAAGGCAGCCGGCGAUCAUCUUUAUCGAUGAGCUGGAUGCGCUUUGCCCGAGGAGAGAGGGGGCGCAGAACGAGGUGGAGAAACGAGUGGUUGCUUCACUGCUCACACUCAUGGAUGGCAUUGGAUCUGAAAGUCACAGUGGCUCUCUGCUGGUUCUGGGAGCCACUAACAGGCCUGACGCGUUGGACCCGGCUCUGCGGCGCCCGGGUCGCUUUGAUCAGGAGCUGGAGGUGGGUGUGCCGUCAGCACAGGGGCGUAUGGAUAUCUUACACAAGCAGCUGCACUCUAUCCCCACCGACAUCACCACUGAGGAGCUGCAGGAACUAGCUGAUGCGGUGCACGGAUACGUAGGAGCUGACCUCGCCGCUAUGUGCAAGGAGGCCGGGCUCCAUGCAUUGAGAAGAGUGCUCUCCUCCACUCCAGGCAUCUCUGACAAUGACCUGAUGGACAGAGUGAAGGUCACGACCUCUGACCUUCAGCUGGCCAUGACUCAAGUUAAACCCAGCGCCAUGAGAGAAGUGGCCAUCGAUGUGCCAAAGGUGUGUUGGAGUGAUGUAGGAGGGAUGGAGGAUGUGAAGCUAAAGCUGAAGCAGGCUGUCGAGUGGCCGUUGAAGCAUGCCGAGGCAUUCUCUCGGCUCGCCAUAACGCCCCCCAAAGGUGUGCUGCUGUACGGACCACCUGGCUGCUCCAAGACCAUGAUCGCAAAAGCGCUUGCUAACGAGAGCAAAUUCAACUUCAUUGCCAUCAAGGGUCCUGAGUUACUAAGUAAAUACGUCGGCGAGUCUGAGAGAGCCGUGAGGGAGGUUUUCCGGAAAGCGCGGGCCGUGGCUCCCUCCAUUGUUUUCUUUGACGAGAUCGACGCUCUGGCUGUAGAAAGGAGCAGCUCGUCCCGCUCGAGCGGAGUGGCCGAUCGGGUGUUGGCGCAGUUGCUAACAGAGAUGGACGGAAUCGAACAACUUAAAGACGUCACGGUUCUCGCCGCCACCAACAGACCAGACAUGAUCGACAAGGCUCUUAUGCGUCCCGGCCGUUUAGAUCGGAUCGUGUACGUUCCUCUCCCCGAUGCAGCAACUAGGAGAGAGAUCUUCAGUCUGCAGUUUCGCAAAAUGCCUGUGCAUCCCAGCGUACACCUGGAGGACCUUGUGACCCGCACGGAACGCUACUCAGGAGCAGAGAUUACCGCAGUGUGUCGUGAAGCCGCACUUUUUGCCCUGCAGGAGGACAUUAAAGCUGAACACAUUACUGUCAGCCAUUUUGAAUCCGCCCUGACAGUCAUAAAGCCUCGGGUGCCAGACUCGCUUCUUCGGUUAUACACUGACUACCAGCGGCAGCAUGGCUCUGGAUCCUUCCACUGACACUGCUGUGUGUGAGUGUGUGCGUGUGUGCGUGCAAAUGGACUGAGAUCUGAAUACAGAAGAGUCCAAACCAAAUAACUCGAAUGUUUAUUGUACCUGGGUGAUGAUACGAUAACAAUAUUGUGAUACGUUUACACUAUGCCGACUCACAGUGUGUAAACACCAAAAGGAUAAAGAAUUGCAACAUAAAAGUGGUCACAUCACUCCACUCCUGCAUUUCUGUUCUGUUAAUUGCUUGCCUGCAUAAUCAGUACGUGAAAUAAACGCGUAGGAUCUGUG